Messenger RNA from Penicillium longicatenatum, 1485 nucleotides. Its product is annotated as MFS transporter. Bases 1 to 1485 code for a protein of 494 amino acids. Lineage: Eukaryota; Fungi; Ascomycota; Eurotiomycetes; Eurotiales; Aspergillaceae. Gene Ontology annotation, biological process: transmembrane transport. Gene Ontology annotation, molecular function: transmembrane transporter activity. The record is from RefSeq and is a predicted model, not a curated record. The transcript is spliced from 3 exons.
AUGGAAAAGUCCGUCUCGGAGAUAACCACUCAGCCUACUGAAGAGGAAGUCGAGCAACAAAAACAACAAGACCGAUUGGAUGCUCUCUUGAAAGAACAUGGAUGCACUUGGGACAGCCCUUAUGAUCCUCAAGAUCCAUAUAAUUGGUCUUCUACUCGCAAAAUCACCGUGGACAUCAUUGUCUCACUAGGCCAGCUGAUCACAAUCAUGACGACAAGCAUAGUAGCCCCAUCUUUAUCAGCAAUUGCCAGAGAUCUACACAUGGAAGAUUCAGAAAUGCAAGUCACAUUCUCCAUUUUCGUCCUCGGACUUGCAUUCGCGCCUUUCCUCAUCGCUGCACUAUCCGAAAUGUACGGCCGGAAAAAGAUAUGGAUUAUUUGCAACUUGUGGUAUAUUCUUUGGAACUCAUUAUGCCCCGUCGGUCACUCCAGCGGGAUGAUGAUUCUAGGACGUUUUAUGGCAGGCUCUGGGGCUAGCGUGGGGAACACGCUCACUUCAACUGUGCUUACAGAUAUGUAUCGUGCUGAGGAUCGAGGGAAGUCUUUGGCUAUAGCGACCUUCAUUCCUUACCUUGGUCCGGCUAUAGGGCCGAUUCUGGGCGGAGCGAUUUCUCAAAAUCUGAGGUGGGAGUGGUCCUUUUGGAUUCUCUCUUUCUUUGAAGCUGCAGUCACUCUGGUUGGUCUUCUAUUAUUUAUUGAGACCUACACACCGACAUUACUUCGUCGUAAAGCUGCAGCCCAACGACACGACGCGUCUCUAGCGUCAUCCAGAAUGGUGAAGGUCAAAGUCUUCUACCGAGAUUUCUCUAAGCGGUUGAAGCCUAGUAUCUUACGCCCGGUUUAUAUGCUGGUUAAGAGGCCUGUUGUUCAAGUUGUGUCACUCAUCAUAUCCCUGAACUUCGGGGUCUACUGCUUGAUGCUUUCUACUUACGCCAGCCUGUGGACAGAUAGGUACAACGAAAGUGAGACUAUCAGCAGCCUAAAUUACAUCGCUAUAGCCAUUGGUACAACCAUAGCAACACAGAGUGGUGGCUACUUAAUGGAUUGGAUUUAUCGAAGACUCCGAAAGAGAAACAAGGGUCAAGCAAACCCUGAAUACCGGGUUCCCUUUUUGGUGCCAGGUGUGAUGCUGGUUCCCAUUGGCCUUUUCUGGUAUGGAUGGUCUGCCGAAAAAACUAUGUCAUGGGUAAUGGUUGACGCUGGUGCUGCCAUUUAUACCUGUGGGAGUUUCAUCGUUAACCAAGGCAUGUUGGCGUAUCUUUUGGAUGAGAUUGAGCAUGCUGCGUCCGCUAAUGCUGCCUCCCGGAUGCUUUCGAAUAUCUGUGGGUUUGCGUUUCCUAUUUUUGCACCACAAAUGUAUGAUAGGCUUGAUUAUGGAUGGGGAAAUAGCUUGUUGGCCUUUGUGUUUCUCAUUCUUGGGGUACCGACGCCAUUGUUGUUGUGGGUCUGGGGGUCGAAGUUGAGAGCCUUGGGGAAAAAGAGGUGA